Molecule: messenger RNA, 3455 nt
Organism: Rhopalosiphum padi (bird cherry-oat aphid)
Lineage: Eukaryota; Metazoa; Arthropoda; Insecta; Hemiptera; Aphididae
Product: zinc finger MYM-type protein 1-like
Exons: 5
Coding region: 578-3169 (863 amino acids)
Molecular function (GO): protein dimerization activity
Source: RefSeq, a predicted model, not a curated record
GGUGUGCAAGGUGUGCAUUGCACAUCGGCCCCAAACCAAUGUGGUAUAUAUAGGCCCCCAAAUCGAUUUGUUAAAAUUAGUUUGUAGAUUAUAGAUGUAAUAAUAAUUCUUAGAACAAAAAAACAGUUCAAAUAUAAUAAAAUAUCAUUGUUUACCAUGUAAAAUAAAAAUACUUGCAGGUCCGUGGUCUACGCGAUCGGGAGACGAACCACUAGGAACACAUUUAAUCGUACAUUUAUAAAAAUAGAUUAUUGAUAAACAUACAAAUGUGAAAUGUUCCUUGGGUUUUUACUUUUUGUACGUACGAAUCGUACGAUAUUGGGAUAUUCAAUUACGUAUUACGUAAUUUUAUGAUUUUAUUGUUGAUUUUUGUACGUUAUUCGUCUGUCCGUGGCUUCAUUGGUUAUUUCUAUUUAGUGUAAAUACUGAAUACUAAUAGUAUACCGUAUACUUUGUAGUUUGUACGAAUUGUUAAUAACCAUUUCAGGAAUUAUUUUUUUUUAUUUUGAAAGUGAUUUGUGGAUUUAUUUUUUUCUGAUAUAAUAUUUUCAAUACUUAUUAUAAUAAUUUGUUAAAAAUGUCAAAACGUAUAUGCAUGAGUGGUUGGGAUAAGCACAAAAAAAAAAUGAAACAACAGAACGAAAAUCAAAAUGCAGCAAAUGCUAUGAAAUUGUGGAUUAAAAAAUCAGUUGUAUCCAAUACUUCAACUAUUAUUGAAAAUCAUCAAGAAAAUGCAACUAUAAAAAAGAAUGAUAGCUCAGAAGUUUUAUCCAACACUUCAACUGUUAUUGAAAAUCAUCAAGAGAAUGAAAUUAUAAAAGAGAAUGAUAGUUCAAAAGUUUUAUCCAACACUUCAAUUGUUAUUAAAAAUCAUCAAGAGAAUGAAAUUAUAAAAGAGAAUGAUAGUUUAAAAGAUUUUGAUGGCUUAAAUUUAACUUUAAAGUAUCCGUCUGAUCGUGGAAAUUUUGAAGGUGAAAUAUGCACUUCAUUAAAAAAGAGUAUUUUGUUAUUUGGACCAUGCAAACCAUCAAUCAAGUUUCCUAAGAAUCAUGUUAACAGAUGUUUUUCUACUGAUUAUUACUAUAUAACAACUAAAACAGGUAUUCGAAUUCCACGGCUAUGGUUAUGCUAUUCUUUAAUUUUAGAUAAAGCAUAUUGUGAGUUUUGUUGGCUUUUUGCUAACCGACAAUAUGAACAUUAUAAACAUGAAUGGAUUUCUGGCAUUGACAACUGGCAACAUUUAUCACAACAAAUUUCUAAGCAUGAAAAUUCUAUUCAACAUAUAAAUGCAACAGAAAUUCGUAGAUAUUGGGAAAAAAAUAAAACAUUAGAUACAGAUUUAGAAAAACAAAUAUCUGAAGAAGCAGAGUAUUGGAGAAAUGUUCUUCGUCGAGUUAUUCAUGUAAUUUUGACACUUACAUCAGGUAAUACUGCUCUCCGAGGAAACGAAGGAAAGAAAGGUAAUCCUCAAGAAAUUGAAGGUAACUUCAUGCGUACUAUUAGACUACUUGCAAAAUUUGAUCCUUUUGUUCAUAAUUUAUUAAAUGAUUCAAAAAAACAUAUAAAAUACUUAAGUUGGAAAAUUCAAGACGAGCUUAUAGAAAUUUUAGCAUCAGAUGUACGUAACAAUAUAUGUGAUGAAAUUAAAAAGUGUUCUUGGUUUUCAAUUAUAAUCGACUCGACCCAAGAUAUUACUAAAGUUGAUCAAGUGAGCAUAAUUAUUAGGUAUGUCUUUGUUGAAUAUAAAAAUCACAUAUUAGAUAUAAGGGAAUCAUUUUUAGGAUUUUUUGCAUUACAAAAUCAUGGUUCAUCUGAUUAUGCUGAACUUUUGUUGAAAAUACUAAAUAAGUUUGGUUUAGAUAUAAAAAAAUGCCGUGGUCAGGGUUAUGAUGGGGCUUCUGUAAUGAGUGGUGUCCAUUUUGGAGUACAAAAGCGAAUUAUUGAUAUUGUGCCAACGGCUAUUUAUGUUCAUUGUUGUGCGCAUAAUUUAAAUUUGGUAAUUUCUGAUGCUGCUAAAACCUCACAAAAGAUUGUUUCAUUUUUUAGUACAGUGCAAGAUGUAUUCAAUUUCUUUGGUUCUAGUGCACCAAGGUGGGCAUUAUUAGCGCUUGGUGAUGAACAAGGAUGUAAAGUUUCCAAGAAAACAUUAAAAAAAGUAUGCCCAACAAGAUGGGAAGCAAGACAUGAUGCAGUAUUUGUAUUACAAGAGAGGUUCAUAGAUGUUGUUAAAUGUUUAACUAAAAUAUCAUUAACUACCAAGAAACCAGAUGAAAAAAAUGCAAGUAUAUCUUUAAAAAAAAAAUUGGAAUCAAGUGAAUUUAUUUUAAUUUUAUGCUUAUGGGAAAAUAUUUUGAGAAUUUUAAAUGUUGCUUCAAAAUUAUUACAAGGAAUUAAUUUUUCCAUUGAAAAAACUUCUACACUUAUGGAUCAAUCAAUUUGUCAAAUCAAUCAAUUAAGGAAUAAUUAUGAUGAGAUAUUGAGUAAAUCAAAAGAAUUAUGUGCUAAAUGGAAUAUAUCAAUUCCAUUCCAUUCAGUUCGUAAAAGAUAUGUAAAUAAAAAGUUUGAUGAUUUUGAUGGCGACUCUCGGCUAGAUAUUAAUGAAGAAAAUUUUAAAAUAAAAGUAUUUUUACCUGUCUUUGAUACUAUACUGUUUCAAUUACAUAAUCGAUUUGAAGGAAUGUUCACUAUAGUUAGUAAUUUUAAAUUUCUAUCGCCAUUAACUAUUAUUGAACAAAAUGAAGAUUAUAUUAUAAAAUCAUCAUAUGAUUUUAUAAAGUUGUAUGCAAAUGAUAUUUCAUCUGAUCUUACAAGACAGUUAUUAUGUCUAAAGCUGCAUAUUACAAAAAGUGAUAAAACUGUUGUAUCAGGACUCAAGACCAUACAAAAUUUGGCUUUUUAUAUAAUUGACAUGGAUUUAUCAACAAGUUUUCCUGAUGUUCUAGCUGCUUGUCUUAUAUUUUUAACAAUUCCUGUUACGGUAGCAUCUGCAGAAAGAAGUUUCUCUAAGCUUAAACUUAUUAAAAAUUAUUUGCGUAAUUCUAUGAAGCAAGAGCGUCUCAGUGGCAUUUCUAUUCUGAACAUAGAAAAGGGAAGAACUUCUGAGAUAGACAUAGAGAAGAUCAUUGACAACUUUUCAAACGCAAAAGCAAGAAAAAAACAAUUUUUUUAAAAUUGUAACAAAUGUAUUGAAAUUAUAGUAUAGUAAUAUUUGAAUAAUGAUUAUAACAAUUAUAUUAUUUAUAUAAUUCAAUUUUUUUUUAAUUAAUUAAUAAGUAGUUGUAUCUAUUAAUAUAAUAAUUUAUUUAUAUUUUAUAGGCUUAUAUAGUUUAAUUAAAAUUAUAUCUACAAGAAAAUUAUUAUGUCAUGUUCACAGUUGUUGUACAUAUGUACUUUAUCCAUAAUAUUAAUUAUAUUUUGUAACAUUUCAAAUUAAUAUACUAAAAAAUAUAUCAAAA